AUGAGAUUCUCCUCCUUCCUCUUUGGAGCUCUGGCUUUUGCCGUUUCUGGCGUCUAUGCCUCCUCGGCCUCCCAAAAUGAAGAUACGGACCUUUACUGCUUACAAGGUAGCUGUGAAGAUGCCACCCCGAAGGAUUGCUCAGUCCUCGGAGAUAAUUGGGUCUCAACUCCCGCAUUCGAUGAUGAUGGAAACAUUCUCUGCUACCAAUGCUGUCAAGAGGAGGAGGAAGAUUAG
This is a messenger RNA of Penicillium paradoxum, 234 nucleotides long. RefSeq lists its product as uncharacterized. The coding region runs from base 1 to 234 and encodes 77 amino acids. The transcript is spliced from 3 exons. The record is from RefSeq and is a predicted model, not a curated record. NCBI's taxonomy places the organism in Eukaryota, Fungi, Ascomycota, Eurotiomycetes, Eurotiales, Aspergillaceae.